Messenger RNA from Acanthisitta chloris (rifleman), 1370 nucleotides. RefSeq names its product RAN binding protein 3 (gene RANBP3). The annotation marks the transcript as partial. The record is from RefSeq and is a predicted model, not a curated record. The transcript is spliced from 11 exons. Lineage: Eukaryota; Metazoa; Chordata; Aves; Passeriformes; Acanthisittidae. Gene Ontology annotation, molecular function: GTPase activator activity. Gene Ontology annotation, biological process: protein export from nucleus. Gene Ontology annotation, cellular component: cytoplasm; nuclear pore.
UAAAGAAGAAUAACAUAUUUGUGACCUCAGCUCUUCUUCAAAGAAAUCCUGACUUCAUCAAAAGUACAAGGAAAGGAUUCUUGCCACCAAGUCAAUUGAGGAAUGUCAUUAGACCUGCUGUUUUACAACCCCCACAAGCCCUGACCUGUCCUGAAAAUCCUGUAGUAUCUCUAGUGACUGAAAAAGAAGCAUGUGUUCAGUUCUUUUUAGAUUGCAUAGCUUCUGUGUCUCAUAAAGAGAUGCAGAGGAACUCAGGAAUCACAAAAGUAUGUCAGCAUAUUGGACACAAAAGACAAAGAAAACCAUACAGAAUUGAUUUAGAAGACCAGAGUGAAGAUGAUCACUGUGAUUUUGGAAGAGCCAACCUGUCCUUGUCUAUUACAAUUUAUGCUGUGAUGAUGCCCUGUGAGGACAACAUGGAGCCACACAGCACACUGGAUUUUGGGCAGAUUCAGAAUGAUGUUAAUGCACAUAUUGGAAAAGCUAAGUCAGUUGGCAUUGAUACUUUAAAUCUAUUUACCUUGUCACCUGUACAAUAUCUAGGAAAAGAUAGAAGCCAGUUCCUUGAAGACAGAAGUGUACAGAGCAGCAAAAAUUCUGAUUUUGUGUUUGGGGAAAACAUGGUUGAAAGAGUUUUGAGUCCUGAGAAGCAUCCCAAGCUGUGUAAUGAAGCUGAUUUAUGGGAAGGAGAAAUAACAUCCAUGUACAUAGGGUCUUCUUAUGUCAGUCUACAAACGAACACAGCUGUGUUGCAGAAUGCAACACUAAUUGAAUCAGCAGCUGCUUGUGUCUCCAAGCCAGUGAAGAAAAUCCUGUUAGAUAAAGUUGAAGUUAUAACUGGAGAAGAAGCAGAGCACAAUGUAUUACAGAUCAACUGCAAGCUCUUUGUAUUUAAUAAGCUUUCCUUAACCUGGACUGAAAGAGGCAGAGGAUCCCUGAGGCUGAAUGACACUUCUAGCAAUAAGUGUGGAACAUUGCAGUCCAGGCUAAUUAUGCGAAAUCAAGGGAGCUUGAGACUGAUUCUCAACACCCGACUCUGGGAACAAAUGGUUAUAAAAAGAGCAAACAGAAAGAGCUUGUGCUUCACUGCAACAGACCAAGAGGACCAGUCUGUUCAAGUAUUUCUAACUCAGGCAAGCUCAAAAGACACUGAACACCUGUAUGCAGCAAUACAUCAUCGUCUUGUGGCAUUGCGAAGCUUUGCUGAGCAAGAGCCAGAUGCUAAUCAAGUAGACACAGAGUCAGAAAUAGCUUUUCAGCCAUUAGUCUGUGAUACUGAUGAUGAAGAUGAUGAAAAAAUAUCUCAAGUGAGCAGCAGUGGAGCUGAUCCUUCUAGGUGGAACCACAGGCAGUCUGUUGUCUGCUCAUGA